AUUAUUCUGAAUUCUAUGUGAGAGAGCAUUUGUAUUUAUUUGUUUUCAAAAAUAUUUAUUAUUUUUUUCUGUGAAAAUAACAAAUAGUAACGGAUCGUAGAAAUGUUCAAACAAAUUUGCUUCGGUAUGCGACGAAGCAUCAUCUCAAAUACCAUGAGGUCUCCCAAUUACCCGAUUGUUGCCAAUAGAAAACGGAAUUUCAGUGAUGAUAUUGAUCUACCAAUCGGCGGUGGUUUGGAAAAAUUACAGGGUAGCUUUAAGGAGGAGUCCUAUUUUCAAUCGCGCAACUAUAAUCUGCUGAAAAACAUACGUGAUCAUGGAGCUGAAUUGAGCUGUGAUAGUUCGUUGGGAGAUUGGCGGGAAUUUGAAAAGGCUUCGUCGAAAACUAGUUUGAGUGGCACUAGUUCGUUGAAUAGGCACAAAAAUUGCCUGGAGGAGGCAUUUUUUGUGAAUGAGCAAACAGAAUGUUCUCAAUUGAUCAAAGAGAAAAUUUGCAGAGAUUCCAAGGAGACUGAAGAGAUUGAAAGUCAAGGCAGAAAUUAGGGUUACAAUAACAUCGCGUCAUAUUCUCUUCCAUAUUUGUAUAUUUUGUAUAAUUUUAUGUUAUUUUCGGAACAUUUUUUAAAAUUUGUGGAGGUAUUUUGUAUUCUGAAAUUGUUUACUUUGUCGUACUUAUGAAGGAAAAAAAAUGGGCUUGCCCCAUGCUUUGUCCUGAAAACUGCAACACUGUAAACCAUUUCCCAACAUUAAAUACUCUUCAAUAUAUUUCGAAUUCUUAAAUAGGAGAAUGAUAUUGCAAAUAAAUAUUCCAUUUUAAAAUA
Musca domestica (house fly) is the source of this 821-nucleotide messenger RNA. RefSeq lists its product as uncharacterized. The transcript is spliced from 3 exons. Bases 103 to 543 code for a protein of 146 amino acids. The record is from RefSeq and is a predicted model, not a curated record. NCBI's taxonomy places the organism in Eukaryota, Metazoa, Arthropoda, Insecta, Diptera, Muscidae.